AUGUCUGAACAGGCUGCUACCGCUACAGAAGUCCCAAAGGAGGAACAACCAGUUGUCCUGGGCGAAGAUGGCCAACCUCUAUCGAAAAAGGCGUUGAAAAAACUGCAAAAGGAACAAGAAAAGCAGAAGAAGAAAGAGGAGACUGCCCGUAGAUUGCAGUUGGAAAAGGAGCAACGUGAGAAGGAUGAGGCAAGUGCUCCGGAUUCCGCUGCCGCCAACUACGGUAAGUUGCCGUUGGUUCAAUCUCUGCCAAGCGCAAGAACUAACGAGUCAAGAAUCAAGUUCGAAGACUUGACGGAGGACAUGAACGACAAAGAGGUCCUCUUCAGAGCUAGAGUACACAACACGAGACAACAGGGUGCUACUUUGGCAUUCUUGACAUUGAGACAGCAAAGCCAAUUGAUCCAAGCUUUGCUCAGAGUCAACAAGGAGGGCUCCGUCUCCAAGAAGAUGACUAAAUGGGCUGGUUCUUUACACUUGGAAUCCAUUGUCUUGGUCCGUGGUGUUGUGAAGAAAGUCGACGAGCCAAUCAAGUCUGCCACCGUCCAAAAUUUGGAAGUUCACGUCACUCAAAUCCAUAUCAUCUCCGAAACUCCAGAAAACUUGCCAAUUCUAUUGGAAGACGCUUCCAGAUCCGAAGAAGAAGCUGAAAGAGCAGGUUUGCCGGUCGUAAACUUGGACACUAGAUUAGAUGCCCGUGUUAUUGACUUAAGAACUGCCACCAACCAAGCUAUCUUUAAGAUUCAAUCUGGUGUCUGCCAGUUAUUCAGAGAAUUCCUGUACCAAAAGAAAUUCAUGGAGGUCCACAGUCCAAAGUUAUUAGGCGCUCCAAGUGAAGGUGGUGCUUCCGUUUUCGAAGUCGCUUAUUUCAAAGACACCAAGGCUUACCUAGCUCAAUCUCCGCAAUUCCACAAGCAACAAUUGAUGGUCGCUGAUUUUGAAAGAGUUUUUGAAAUUGCCCCGGUUUUCAGAGCUGAAAACUCCAAUACUCACCGUCACAUGACCGAGUUCACUGGUCUUGAUUUAGAAAUGACGUUUGAAGAAAACUACCACGAAGUGUUGGACACUCUAAGUGAAUUAUUCGUUUUCAUCUUUAUAGAAUUGAACAAGAGAUACAAGAAGGAGAUCGAUGUUGUCAGAAAGCAAUACCCUGUCGAAGAGUUCAAAUUGCCAAAGGACGGCAAGAUGAUCAAAUUAACCUUCAAAGAAGGUAUAGAAAUGUUAAGAGCCAGUGGCAAGACUGAAGUCGGUGACUACGAUGACUUAUCCACCGAAAAUGAGAAAUUGUUAGGUAAGCUUGUUCGUGAAAAAUACGAUACCGAUUUCUACAUCUUGGAUAAGUUCCCACUAGCAGUCAGACCAUUCUACACCAUGCCUGACCCAGAGGAUCCAAAUUACUCCAACUCCUAUGAUUUCUUCAUGAGAGGUGAGGAAAUCAUGUCCGGUGCCCAAAGAAUCCACGACUACGAUCUAUUACUGACCAGAUUAAAAGCCCACGGAUUAUCUCCAGAAGACCCAGGUUUGAAGGAUUACGUGGAUGCCUUCUCUUACGGUUGCGCUCCUCACGCCGGUGGUGGUAUUGGUUUAGAGAGAGUGCUUAUGUUUUUCCUAGACUUGAAGAACAUCAGAAGAGCCUCCUUGUUCCCAAGAGAUCCAAAGAGAUUGAGACCAUGA
Messenger RNA from Tetrapisispora phaffii CBS 4417, 1674 nucleotides. It is a transcript of the gene DPS1, whose product is annotated as aspartate--tRNA ligase DPS1. The transcript has a single exon. Gene Ontology annotation, molecular function: aspartate-tRNA ligase activity; ATP binding; RNA binding. Gene Ontology annotation, cellular component: cytosol; cytoplasm; aminoacyl-tRNA synthetase multienzyme complex. Lineage: Eukaryota; Fungi; Ascomycota; Saccharomycetes; Saccharomycetales; Saccharomycetaceae. Gene Ontology annotation, biological process: aspartyl-tRNA aminoacylation. Bases 1 to 1674 code for a protein of 557 amino acids. The record is from RefSeq and is a predicted model, not a curated record.